Messenger RNA from Rotaria socialis, 1797 nucleotides. Lineage: Eukaryota; Metazoa; Rotifera; Eurotatoria; Philodinida; Philodinidae. The record is from the annotation of a GenBank genome assembly.
AUGAUUACUAAACAACGAAUAGAAUACGUAUUCCUAUGUUUUAUUACUAUUAUUAUUAAUAUUCAAUUGACAAGUGAACAAGGAUUUGAACAAGAUUAUUAUCGAUACUUGCAACAAUUUGGUUAUACACCAAAAGUUGAAGGUCGUCGACUUUUUUCUGUAAUUACUCGAUCUUCAUAUACAGAAGGAAUUCGUAAGUUUCAACGUCUUUACAAAUUACCUGAAACAGGGCAACUUGAUGAACGAACAAAAUAUCUCAUGCAAAAAGCUCGAUGUGGAAAUCCUGAUCUGGGUACUUAUGAUUCGAUUGGACACCCAGUUGAUGUUGAUAAAAGUGAAUCUUUUUCUACGCAUGUACAAGGACGAUCGGGAAAAACUAAAGUCGCUGAAAGUUCUUCGAAACCGACACAUAUCUGGUCAAAAAGACAUUUAAAAUGGUAUAUUGUAAGAUAUCCUGAGCAACAAAAGUAUAUUACAUCAAAAAAUCAUAUUCUACGUGUAAUAAAUCAAUCGUUUUAUGAUUGGCAAAAGCAUUCAGGACUAACAUUCGAGAUGGUUGAAACAAAACAAGAAGCGGAUUUGAAAAUAAAAUUUCAAGCAAAAGAUCAUGGUGAUGGAUAUCCAUUCGAUGGACCUGGUUCCACAUUAGCACAUGCAUUUUAUCCAACUGCUGGUGAUAUUCAUUUUGAUGACGAUGAUGAUUUCACAGAUGAAUAUAAAGAUGAUGAUCAAUUGUAUACAUUGAGACUUGUUGCUGCACAUGAAAUAGGUCAUGCACUUGGUUUAUCACAUUCAUUUGAACAAGGAUCACUUAUGUAUCCGAUGUAUCAACAGUUCAAUUCAACUUAUGAAUUAUCCAGUGAUGAUCAAGAAGGUAUACAAACACUCUAUGGCAAACCAGAAAUAAAGUCUAUACCACCCAAACAACCUAAAACAACUUUGUCAUCAUCAUCAUCAUCAUCAUCAUUCAUCACAUCAACAUAUUCUUCGGAUAUAUUACCAAUUGAUAAUUGGUGUGCAGAGGAAUUUCAAACAGGUUGCGAAGGUCCCGACGGUGAACUUUAUUUAUUUAAAGAUAAUCAAGUAUGGAGAUAUCAAGCAAGAAAAAAACGCUCAUGGGAUUCUCAACCAUCAUUGAUAAAUGAACGUUUUCCAUCGCUAACUGAUGCAAGCAUAACCGCUUGUGUUAGAUCAUCAAUUGGUUAUACGUAUUUAUUUCGUAAUUAUCUUAUGUGGCAAUUUAAAACACAUUGGUCUUUUGAUGGACCAUAUAUAUUGCAUGGUAAAAAUUAUCCGCAAAACCCUCGCAUAGCUUUAUUACAUCGAAACUCAAUCUAUUUAAUACGCAAUCGUUUAGCAUUUCGUUUGAAUGAAUUCGAUCACAAUAGAGAGCUGGAAAUUCAUAACAUCGAUGAAAUACUUAAUCCACCACCAAAUGAAUUUAUACAAUCGGGUUUUACGUAUGCUAAACGUCAUUAUAUAUUUACAAGAGAUUUUGUUUAUGUCUACGAUUCAAUACAUGGAAGUUUACUACCUAGUUAUCCGAAACCUAGGAUAAAUGGUUGGUUUGCAUGUGAAGCAACAUAUCAAGUAUCGAAAUCGAGAAAAACAUCCACAACAACAGCAACAACAAUAAUGAGAGCUUCAUCAGCAGAAUCACCUCGACGACAUGAUCACGAUCACGAUGAAGAUGAUCAUAAUUUUCAUCAUCACCAUCACCACAGUCAUCAUCGACCUAGACGACCUUUUCAGCAUCGUUUACCUCCUCAUGGAUAUCGUCGUCGUUGGGAAUAUUGA